Molecule: messenger RNA, 534 nt
Organism: Gordionus sp. m RMFG-2023
Lineage: Eukaryota; Metazoa; Nematomorpha; Gordioida; Chordodea; Parachordodidae
Product: GATA zinc finger domain-containing protein 14-like
Exons: 2
Coding region: 1-534 (177 amino acids)
Source: RefSeq, a predicted model, not a curated record
AUGAGUCGGAAUAUUGCAGUCCUUUAUUUGAUGUCCGAAACUUUGACAGCGGAAGCAUCUUUUGAAUACAUCAGAUUUAGAUACAAUGAUAGGAAUUACGGUAAUAAUAAUUCGAGAUACCACGAUAAUUAUAACAACUAUAACUACAAUAACUAUCGCUAUAACAAUAAUAAUCAAUCUAAUUAUGGUAGAAAUAAUACAUGGCAUGAUAAUAAUCAAAGAAAACAGAUCCAAUACGGUGAUGGAAAUCGUAACAAUUACCAAUCCUAUUACAACAAUUCAAAUAAUUAUAGAGGUAGUGACAAUAAUCAGAGAAAACAAAUACAAUACAACAAUAACUCAAAUAAUUAUAAAGGUAGCGACAACAAUAAUAGAAAGCAAAUACAAUACAACAAUGAUUAUAAUAUGAAUAUUGAAGAAAUUAUUGAAGAGAAAGUUGACUCUACAAAGAACAAAGAUGAUAAUGAUUUCAAUGUUAACAACUUAUCUGGUGACAUGCUCAAUGACAAAGAUAACGCAUUUAUGAUACUUUAA